CAACCGAACCGGUGGGGGGGACGUGAGUACUGAAAAUGGCGCUAGGCCCCAAAAAGCUCAAGAGGCCAAAAAUAAACGGCGAGUCUUGCGGCCGGCGGCAAUUGUGAACUGUUUGUCUUGCCUCACGAUCCAAUUUGCUGAAAAAAAGAAGCCCCUCAACUUUCAGAAGGAUGUACAGCACCAAGAAACGAAAUGCUGAACAUUCGUAGCUUGCGCGCCAGAUUGAGAAAACUGAAAUCUGGAGAUGUGUGUGGGUUGAAAGCCAAAGAAGGAAGUAUUGUGGCUGGACUGUUCAUGUUGAUGGUAUCCAUCAUGCAGCUCAUUUUUGAAGCGGGGCAUUUUCGUUACUUGAGGCCUCAGGUUAUUUCUAGCUCCAUGAAUCAAAUUACCAGACUUCAAAUAUACAGCAUCAUAUCAAUUAUCUUUGUCUGUCUCACUGUGAUCGCAAUUAUUGUCUUAUUCCUAUCUAUCUGGAAGGAGGUGUUCUGGGGAGUAGCAGGCUACAUCAUUUGGAUAUUCUCAUAUGAGAUUGUACAGAUUAGCCUCCUGAGUUUGUCACUGCCUGAUCAAAAUUGGUUCCCAAGCAGUGUGCGUGUGUUGCAAUGGUUUGGGCUCGUCACACGUCUGCUUUCGCACAUUUUCUGGAUGAUUUUUGUGACUGCACAUGCAAUCGAAUUGUACAAAACCAUCAGGAACACUGAUGAUCCCGUGAAAACCAAGCGGAAGACUCCACCAAAGCUCAAAUUUGCAAAAGUUAAGGAACUGGGUGUGUAAUCGUGCCCCACAGUUUGUGUUGUCAGGUGACAUUCCUUCUUCGACCAAAGAAACGUUCCUCCAAGCCAUAUUGGGCUUCCUCCAGACUGUCGUCCCACAGACAGUGAAGGCCAGGUCCGCUCCUUUCAGAUGCAAGUUGACACAAUGGCAUCCUUACGAAAGGUUAAACCUGCAAUGCCCACAAAUGUCCAGGAUUUUAACCUAUGGUGGAUUAUUGGGAUGCCUAUUAAAUAUGUUAAAAUACGUGUAAAUAUGGAUGUAUAUUGUAUAUUUUACAGCACUGUCCAGACCGAUAAGGGUACAAUAUAUUUUUGAUUUUUUUAAAAUACCGUACUGAUCGAAACAUUUGUAUAUAA
Rhincodon typus (whale shark) is the source of this 1130-nucleotide messenger RNA. RefSeq names its product transmembrane protein 217. The transcript has 2 exons. The record is from RefSeq and is a predicted model, not a curated record. NCBI's taxonomy places the organism in Eukaryota, Metazoa, Chordata, Chondrichthyes, Orectolobiformes, Rhincodontidae. The coding region runs from base 193 to 774 and encodes 193 amino acids.